Symbiodinium pilosum is the source of this 276-nucleotide messenger RNA. The record is from the annotation of a GenBank genome assembly. Lineage: Eukaryota; Dinophyceae; Suessiales; Symbiodiniaceae.
AUGGCGAGCGGAACAAGUCUAUUCUACCGUCUUUAUCCCAAAGAUGCAUCCAUUGAGGAUAACACCGUGAACCCAGCAGCUCGAUGGGCCAAAGUCGUGGCCCAUGGCGGCAAGCUCAAGGAAGGUGAAGAUGAAGAUGGAGAUCAGGAGCAAAUGCCGUCUGAAUCGACAAUGUCUGGUGCCCUCGCUGGUCUGGCCUUUUUGGAGGCGGAAGACAGAGCUGGCCAAGUGGAAGCCUCCCAAAAGAAACGUAAAGCGGAGGGAGACCCUUCGUAG